CCACGUUCCAGGGGUGCCUUAACGUCCCCCUAGAGACUCGGGGGCCCUCUCUGUUGGCUGAGGAGCUGAGGCAGAGCACCUUGGAGCUGCUGGAUUUCCCUCAGCAAGUCUGAUUAUAUCCUGACUCACCCUCCACCCCACCCCAGCCCUGGACAGUGGGUGGAGCAGUACACACGUUCCCAAGGGGUGCUGGGGGAUCAGCAGCCUGGGAUGAUUCUCACACCAUCAGCUUACAUUUCCCCAACCUCGGAAUGCCUCUCCUCCUUGUGGCCCAGAGUGGCUGCUGUAGCACCGGCCAUUGUGUCUAUAUCCCCACGGCAGGAAGGAGAAGGGAGGAGUACAGCCUACAGCCCUGGGCUGGAAGGAUUUCCCUGCAGGUCCGUGCCCCCACACGUGGCCCAGAGUGGCUGCUGUUGCACCACCCAUCAUGUAUACAUCCCCACGGCAGGAAGGAGAAGGGAGGAGUACAGCCUAUAGCCCUGGGCUGGAAGGAUUUCCCUGCAGGCUGCACAGGCGCACUGGCCCGAGAGCUGGCCCGCGAGUACCCUCGUCUCCAGGUGACCGUGUUUGACCUCCCGGACAUCGUCGAGCUGGCCGUCCACUUCCAGCCCGCCGGACCGCAGGCAGCGCAGAUCCACUUCGCAGCAGGUGACUUUUUCAGGGACCCCCUCCCCAGCGCUGAGCUGUAUGUCCUGUGCCGGAUCCUGCACAACUGGUCAGACGACAAAGUGCACAAGUUACUCAGCAAGGUCGCCGAGAGCUGCAAGCCAGGUGAGAGCCCGUCGUCACGUUCACUUUUUUUGUUAAGACGUAGAGUUUUGGGUUCAAGUUUUACCAGGAGGCCGGGCGCGGUGGCUCACACCUGUCAUCCCAGCACUUUGGGAGGCUGAGGCAGGCGGAUCACC
This is a messenger RNA of Piliocolobus tephrosceles (Ugandan red Colobus), 905 nucleotides long. RefSeq lists its product as uncharacterized. The transcript has 3 exons. Lineage: Eukaryota; Metazoa; Chordata; Mammalia; Primates; Cercopithecidae. The record is from RefSeq and is a predicted model, not a curated record. Gene Ontology annotation, molecular function: O-methyltransferase activity. The coding region runs from base 252 to 890 and encodes 212 amino acids.